AUGUUUUCCGACGGUCACGGCAAUUCAGGAGCCGCCAGCAGCUCUGAAGAGCAGCAGAUAUCGCACUCGAACAACCUUGCGUCAUCCGACGUUCAAAUUCCACCUGAAGCUCCGUCCAGCCCCAAGUUCGUCACAAAUCUUGAGAUAUGGACCACAAAGAUACCGGAUUACUACAUUGCGCCAUUCUGCGGCGCCAGUGCAGGUGUGGCCUCUGGAAUUGUCACAUGCCCCCUUGAUGUGAUCAAGACGAAGCUGCAGGCGCAAGGCGGAUUUCUCCGACGAGGCGGCGGAGUCGUUGAGGCGAAAACCCUCUACCGUGGUAUGCUAGGUACUGGGCGGAUCAUAUGGCGACAAGAUGGAAUUCGGGGUCUAUAUCAAGGAUUGGGUCCCAUGCUCUUGGGAUAUCUGCCUACCUGGGCCGUAUAUUUGGCUGUCUAUGACCGAUCUCGAGAAUACUUCUACGAAACCACCGUCACCAAUCCCAUCUGGGUCAUCAAAACGCGGCUUAUGUCACAAAGCCUCAAGUCCAACAGUGAAGGCUACACGGCUCCAUGGCAGUACUCAAGCACUUGGGAUGCAGCCCGCAAAAUGUACAGGACCGAAGGGAUUAGGUCAUUCUAUUCUGGUCUGACCCCGGCGUUACUUGGGUUAACGCACGUCGCCAUUCAAUUCCCGCUAUACGAAUACUUGAAGAUGGCCUUUACCGGGUACGGCAUAGGGGAACAUCCUGAUAACGGUACCUCCCACUGGAUUGGCAUAUCUUGUGCGACAUUCUUAAGCAAAGUUUGUGCCAGCACUUUAACCUACCCGCAUGAAGUGCUACGGACAAGACUUCAGACACAGCAAAGGACAUCUCCAGCACCUUCUCCCGAAGAGAUCACAUUUCGUGGAGGUUUAGAUCACCCACAAGACCGCGGGAGGCCUCCAGGAGCGGCCUCAUCGGAUGGCAUGCCCAACCGCCCGCGGUAUACGGGCGUUAUCCGUACAUGUCAGACCAUUCUGAGGGAGGAAGGCUGGCGCGCAUUCUACUCCGGCAUCGGGGUGAACCUAUUCCGGGCUGUACCGGCUGCCAUGACCACAAUGCUUACUUACGAGUAUCUCCGUAAGCUAAUUGGUCACUUGCAACAUGAGGGAGAAAUGAAGCUGCGUAUGGCAGAUGAUAGAGAAAGAACCACGCUGCUGCGGGAUGAGUAA
Aspergillus viridinutans is the source of this 1194-nucleotide messenger RNA. Its product is annotated as putative mitochondrial carrier protein. Gene Ontology annotation, biological process: pyrimidine nucleotide import into mitochondrion. Gene Ontology annotation, molecular function: pyrimidine nucleotide transmembrane transporter activity. Gene Ontology annotation, cellular component: mitochondrion. The coding region runs from base 1 to 1194 and encodes 397 amino acids. The transcript has 2 exons. The record is from RefSeq and is a predicted model, not a curated record. Lineage: Eukaryota; Fungi; Ascomycota; Eurotiomycetes; Eurotiales; Aspergillaceae.